GGUGGGGGGAGCGGGUAAGACUGUCUGUGUGAUUGCAGCCAUGGUUAAAGAUGAAAUUUACUGCGAUAUUUUAACCUGUUUUGCCUAUCUCUCUAUACAUUUUAGCGGUCAUUGUGGAUCCCCUUUGUUGGAGCAGCUAAUUUGGCAAAUACGAAGGUAUUAUGAAAAGUAUGAAGAUGGCAGAUGAAAAAGUUACGUUACCUUUGUUUCAAGGGUCUUUGCUAGUUUGGCUGGGCCGUUUAUUCGUAUUGGCCAUCAUGCUCAUUGACCCUUGUUUUCUAUUAACUCACUUACGUAUUCUCUAUUUCCUGGGUGUGAGUGAGAGUGAGAUAGAGAGAGAGAAAGUCCGGCAUUGACCAUAACUUACCCGC
This is a messenger RNA of Bipolaris sorokiniana ND90Pr, 371 nucleotides long. RefSeq lists its product as uncharacterized. NCBI's taxonomy places the organism in Eukaryota, Fungi, Ascomycota, Dothideomycetes, Pleosporales, Pleosporaceae. The record is from RefSeq and is a predicted model, not a curated record. The coding region runs from base 162 to 356 and encodes 64 amino acids. The transcript has a single exon.